AUGUGGCCUAAGGUGGGCAGCCGCGGGUUCGUCCUCUGCUUGUUCUUUGUCCUCGCUCUGACGGACCCUCCACGAACAGGUGAAAACGCAAGAGUUGAGAAACAGCCUCCAGAGUGGAACAGAACAGCUGCUGCGGCGGGGGCUGUUUUACAGACGUUUGAAGAAAAAGAGCAGCGGUGUCCUGAACAGUUCGCGUGCCGCAGUGGGAAGCUACAGUGUAUUCCUCUGUCGUGGCAGUGCGACGGCUGGACGGCCUGCGAGGACAAGAGCGAUGAGGCCGACUGUCCCCCUGUGGCGGAGGAGAGAUAUCGUUUUGGAAACGGCUUUGAUCAGGUGGAGGAUGUCAUCGGCGUGGCUCAGCCGGUCCGCUUCAACAAAAAGUGUCCGAGCGGCUGGCACCAUUAUGAGAAGACGGCGAGCUGCUACAGAGUGUACCUGAGGAAGGAGGACUACUGGGCGGCGGUGGACACAUGUCAGAAGGUCAACGGCUCGCUCGCCACGUUCGUGACCAACGAGGAGCUGCAGUUCAUCCUGAAGAUCGAGGUGGACUUCGACGACAACGUGUGCGAGCGCCGCGACCAGUGCAAGUUCUGGGUGGGAUACCAGUACGUGAUCACCAACCAGAACCACUCUCUGCAGGGCCGCUGGGAGGUGGCCUACAAAGGAGCCAUGCAGGUCUUCCUUCCUCCCGAGGGCCUGGCUUCCAUCGGAGACUCGGCUCCUUCUCAGGACAACGUGUUCUGUGCUCAGUUGCAGCGGUUUCAGAUCAAAAGCAUGAACGAGCGCGGCCUGCACAGCUGGCAUGCCGAGAACUGCGACAGGAAGUUCCCCUUUCUCUGCAAAAGACGGCAGACGUGUGUGGACAUCAAAGACAACGUGGUGAACGAGGGUUUCUACUUCACCCCCAAAGGCGACGACCCGUGUCUGAGCUGCACGUGUCACGACGGCGAGCCCGAGAUGUGUGUGGCGGCGCUGUGCGAGCGUCCACAGGGCUGCGUGCACUUCAGGAAGGACCCCAAAGAGUGCUGCAAGUUCACCUGCCUGGACCCAGAUGGGAGCAGUCUUUUUGACUCCAUGGCCAGUGGGAUGCGUCUGAUCGUCAGCUGCAUCUCCUCGUUCCUGAUCCUGUCUCUGCUGCUCUUCAUGGUCCACCGUCUGCGCCAGAGACGACGAGAGCGAAUCGAGACUCUGAUCGGGGGAAACUUGCACCACUUUAACCUGGGCAGACGAGUCCCGGGCUUCGACUAUGGUCCGGACCUGUUUGGGACCGGCCUGACGCCUUUGCACCUGUCUGACGACGGAGAGGGAGGGGCCUUCCACUUCCACGACCCUCCCCCACCGUACGCCGCCUACAAAUACCCCAACCUCCCCCACCCAGACGACCCGCCUCCCCCCUACGAGGCUUCCAUCCACCCGGACGGCCUGCUCUACGUGGAUCUGGGCCGGGCUGGCGUGGCGAUGGUCCCAGGCCAGGUCCAGAUGCCCGGUGGUCUCGCAGACGGGCGCCAGGCGGACGUCCCGAACCCUCACGGCUAUGUUGCCGUGGCGCCGCCUCAGGAGCGAGAGGACUCCAUAGACAGCAGCACCCUCCUGGUCGGGCCUGACUCCCCCGCCGAGACCCUGCCGCCCGGCCCUCUCUCCUCCCUCUCGCCCGACCUCAGCACGGCCGUAUAG
Molecule: messenger RNA, 1674 nt
Organism: Knipowitschia caucasica
Lineage: Eukaryota; Metazoa; Chordata; Actinopteri; Gobiiformes; Gobiidae
Source: the annotation of a GenBank genome assembly